CGCGAGGGAAUCGGCCACCGAGGGAUCGUCAGAUAUCCUCGUCGAACGUUUUUUUUUUCCUUUUUACCGCGAGUAUCGCGAGUGUCGAGCGGCUAGUCACCGGGUUAUUGACGUGGAUCGCGUCCCUUCUUGACGGGAUUAAAUGACAUAUCCAGGGAGUCUACCUUCGCCUGCAAAGUGUGAGUGCAACCUGCGAAAUCGCGCGACAACCUGUCGACAUACACGCGUAUAUAUUUCGCGAUGAUCCGCGAACACGGAUGUGGGAGGAAAGGAAAGAGAGAAUAGACGAUUAGACCAGCCGGGUUUUGUGUAUCUCCGAGGUGCCCAAAGUGCGCUGAUCAGUCAUCUCCGCGCCGACGGUCAUCCCCUUUAGAUUUAGGCGCGCCGUGAGGCGAUCGGAACGUAAUUGGGCGACGAAAAACCGGUUACCGAUAUGUAACGACAACCAGCAAGAAAUUGCAAGGUUCGGUGACCUAUCUCUCUUUCCUUCCCCUCGCGUUUCUUUUUCUUCUCACGCUGCCGUGUCGCGUUAUUCUUAGUAUUCUUAAUUGGUAACGCGCGCUAACAUUUUAUUUCCUUUAGAUUCACUCUUCUUUUUUUCUCUCUCUCCAUGAUUUAUCGAAGAUCAUCUUUCGACAAAUGUUCCUAUUUUAAAGGCUUUAGUAUUACGAGAGCGCGCGUUUUUAGAUACUAGAAAAAUUAAGAAAACGAGAAAACGAAUCCUCAACUUCGGAAUAUCUUUGCGUUUUCAGAGAAUCGAGAAUUAUCAUGUUGUCGCAGCGAUUGCGCUGGCUCCUGCCGGCACUAAUCGUGUCCUGGACGAGCCUGCAGUUAGUCGCGGCUCUACCGGCUCACAACGAACGUUCACACGUAUCUGCAAACGCGUUUGAUCCUAGCGCGGCCACCUCAACAAUUAUCCGUCAGGACCACGAUGGACGCGCGCAUCAUCCAACGAACGGCAAAAACGAGACGCAGUCCGGCCACAAACUGGUCGCUUCCCCGGCCGGACUUUUGCGGCCCGACAAGUUUCAGUUUUAUACCUACGACGACAAGGGCGAUAUGAUUACGCGGCAGAUGACCGCUCAGGAAAUUCAAGGUCUCAUCGCGGCAGGUGGGGCGGAUCACGUCGCGAUGGACAGGCAGGAGCCUCAAAAAGCCGACGAUGUCCUGACGGGCGGCAAAAAGGUCAUGGAUGUGGUACAGAAGGUACAGAACGUGCUGAAGAGCGCACUCGAUAAGCCACCGACCUUAACGGGUUCGAUACCGAAGAUUCCGGAACACGCGAACGUCGAAUGGAGCAACAUUCUACCUUCGAUUCUAUCCGGCGAGACGGACGCGAUCUCCCCGAACGGCGAAUCCAGCCAACUGUCGCACAAGAUUACGACGGAGAGGACGGAAGUUGAGUCGACGUCGAGACAUCCGACGAAAAAACCGGCGACAUCGGACGUUCAGACGAACGCGUACGCCGGCUUUACCAAUAACGCGCAGGGGAAACCUCAGCAUGGCCAUCACUCGCAGCAAACGGCAGCGACCGAGAAACCGAUGAUCCCGGUUCCGGUCAUCACCCUGACGGAACACAAGUUGUCCACGUUGCAAUCCGCCGUUACCGAGAGCCCCAUCUUCCAGAUAAUCAGCGUGAUUCCGGUCGAGAGUGUCGCGAUCAAGGGAGGCCAGACCGACCUUCCGUCUACAGCUGGGACCAGUGCCGCGAGUUCGGCGAUCACCCAGCCGCCCGCUCAGACCGAGGGAAGUCAAACGGAACAGUACGUCGAAUUGACUCUGUCCGAAGUGCCCGAAGGCAUAACGUUCCCGCAGCUGACGAGCCUAGACAUGUAUCCCGUAAGUAUUACGAAGCAGACGACCACGAGCAACAAGGUCGGAAGCCAAGGGAUGGAAGCCGCGGCGACCUAUUCGACGACCACGCCGGGCGUAUCGAUACAUUCCUCCGUCACGAAGAAGACCGUGACGCAAGGCGGGUCCGGCGAGUCGACGAGCGCGACCGACAAGAUCUCUCCCUCGAACGCGAGUUACGUUCUCGUACAGAGCAAGAACAAUACGAAGGUAUCUGACGAUUCCUCGUUCGCGUCUGGCGUUACGAAAGGAUCUCAAGCGAGCGGGACGUACAAUGACGAUAAGGUAAUCCCACAAACCGAUACCCUCGCCACCCCGGUGCCGAUUUCUCAUGCGUCUUCGAAACCCGAGGAGGAGGGGUCCAACGAAACCACACCGCGCUCACCGUCCACGCUCGCUUCCGUUACGAGAAUCAAGGCCCCGACCGUCCCGACGUCGUUGCACACGCUCAUCUCGGAUCAUUAUCUCGGCGAGGGCUUCUCAACGGUUACGAAAGAGUCGUCGGGCCCGGUUACGUCGACAUACGGGGAGAAUUAUCUUAAUCCUCUGCCGACCGAGAUUCACUCCUCGCCGCCGAUAGAACCGUUACCCACGCAGUUAAUCGACUCCUUCUCGAGUGUAAUAAAUCAAGUUUCGGAAGUGAAACCACCUGUCUUGCCCCUGUCGUCCACGUCGAACGAAAGGCCCGAGAUACCGAUCGUGAAUAUUAAUUACGAUCAGAGGCGCAACGUAUCCGAGGCGAACGAGACCGCGGUCGUAAAAGAGGAGAAUUUCAGGCCCGUCGUUAAUACGCAAACCUACGUAACCGUUACCACAGAGAUCCCGUCACGAGACGCAACUCCCGAGCUCGUUGAACAUUCCGUCAUCUAUCGGCCUCUCAACGCGUUGGACGGGGUAUCAAGCACGAUCGGUGUUCCCGCGAGCUCCCAGAUUACGGCGACGACAUCAGCAACUUCGAUCAAGAUCGGAGCGACGAAUAAUAGAGUAGUGAUCAGUAAUUCAGCCACGACGCCAGCUGGGCUCAAAUCGACCGCAACGAUUUCCGGAUCAACGGCACCCUCGUUCGUGCAGCUUCAACUCGAGAAGUCGCACGCUACGGUCGCGGCUCCGCCGGCUGGCCAGACCGAAAGUCCCGCGGCUCCCGAGAGUACCGCCGACAGAAUCGCACCUUCCGAAAAGACCUCUACGUCGAUAGCGCCUAAUGCAGCCAAAACUCAAUCGACAAUCGCACCGAUCGACACGAGUCUAUCGUCGAUUAAGCCUAUGACGACUAACGAAUACUUUGACAACGCUCUCGCGAGCUUGAACCUGAGCGAUCCGGUGUCCGCGAUCGAUCAAGUAUUGAGCAUCGCGCCGCUACCGUCCAGCAUCCCCGCGAUCGAGCCGAUCGGUUUACCCAGCAACGCAUCGAAUUUCACGGCUAGCGGUUUAGCGAGCGGCCUCAUCGCCGGAUUUGCAACGAGCACGUCAGGCGUAUUGACCGACAAAAUUAACAGCGAUCAAACGGUUGAGAACAAAUCGGACGAAUACACGAAGCUUACCCAAGAAUCUAUCGAAAAUGUCACUAAAAUAUAUGAAGAGAUUGUGGGACUUGAUCUAAACGAUCAGAAGGAAAGAAACGUUACGCAGUCGACGCAAGAGACAUUAACGGACCCGGCUCAAAACGGUACAUUAAUUUACGGCGCACUGACGCGGACGAAAGAGUCGAAUGAUACUUUGGAACCGAUUAAAUUGUCGAGUAGUAACGAGAAAUUCGACAAUUCUACGAAAGCACCUUUAUCAUCCCCGGCAAAUAAGUUCACAACCGUCAAUGAUGAAGCAAAGAACGGUGUUGGGCAGAGCGCAACGACCGUGAGAAUCAUCACCGUAAAUCCUGAGCGGACGACAACGACUCGUUCGCCAGGCGUCAAUAAAACGACGCUUGGUGCGAGCAACAACCAGAAGAAAACGGAAAUCAAGGAGAAGGUGAAAACCACAGAAGCGCCCAUUGUGAGGACGGACCAAAGUCCAGAAUUUUCUCAGGUAUCCGUGAUAGUUGCGAAUGAUACCGGAAACUCGGGACAGGCGGAGAGCAGCCCGAAAAUAGAGGCGUUAGGCGAAAAGAAUGGUUCGUUCGCGGAUACUUCGCCGGUGACGAAGGAGACCGUAGCGAUUCCCUCCGUCAAUGAUUCCAUCUCCAAGUUGUACAGCUCACCUGCAUAUAGUAACCUAACAGCGGAUGCCUCCGUUUCGAACGUUACGUCUGACAGCGCUAGCGAGUCGAAUCAAAAUUCUACCGAUUCUGCAUUUUCGCAGCAUCCAAAUCGUGUUACCAGCACAGUUGGCUACAAAGACAUAGAUGACACGCAGAAUAAAAAGGACGAAAAUAACAAUGACUCUUCUCCUCAAUCGAUCCAAGAACACACCGAUAGCUCGAUCAAGGUUGUAACACAGGAAUCGACGGGCAACGCAAGCAAGAACAAAGGAGAUACUCCCCGGCCUGACAACCCUGUCAAUAAUACGUCAAAUCAGAGUGUGGCGCAGAUCGCAUCGACGUCAAUAAAGAGCGACGGACAUUCGGAUAAUAGCACGGAGAACAAGACCGCGUCUUUGAAACAUUCCGAGAGUUCGCCAAAGCCGGACGUGACACGCUUGCAGACGUCGACGCCACCCUCGAGUGCUCCGGUCCGUCAGACGUUGAAGCCCACGGUCGGUCAUAGACCGUCGGAGAAGUCCGACGUUACAAAGACUGAGGCAGACGUAAUCGCGGAGGACAAGUGGACGCUCAUAUCGCAACAGGUCCCGCCGACCGUGUCGAAGCUUCCGAAGCCUUCGAAACCGCCGAAGCCGCUGAGAAAACCGGUCAAUAACGCUCAGACGUCGUCGCCGUUGUCAUCGCCUCCCACCUCGAGUGAGAGCACCCUGGUUCGUUCUCCAGGAGCUGAAGCGGCGGCGCAUCAGCAAGAUCAGCAGCAUUUCCCGACGCAGUCCCUCCUACCGCUAGACGCGUCUCAGAGCGCAAUUGGCUUGGACAUCACCAUAAGACACACGAGCGCCGACAUUGUAAAUUUCGCCAAGCUGUGCAACGAGCUGGCCUUCAAUUUCUGGGUGGCCACCAACAAGGGUCUGAGCACCGCGAGAUCGCUGGCGCUAUCGCCGUUCGGCAUGACCAGCUUGCUGGCGAUGAUCUUCCUGGGCGCUCGCGGCCCGACGUCCGAUCAGAUGAACGAGGUCCUCGGUCUGGACGACGUGGCCACGUUCAAUCCGCACCUGGUCUUCCAGAACAUAACCGACGCGGUGGGCCUGGCCCGUGGCCAGGGCAUCGCGAACGCCGCCUUUGUCCGCGAGCUGUUCGCCGAUAAGAUGAAGGUCAGGAAACUCAUGCCCUUCUACAAGGAGCAGGCGCAGCAAUUCUACGAGGGUCUCGUGACCGAGGUGAACUUCGCCACCAUCAGCGAUCUCGUGCGCAGGAGAACGAAUCUGCUGGUCAGGAAGCAGACCGGUGGCCGAAUCAAGGACUUCGUCAAGACGAACACGGUGCCGCUCAGAUCACCCUUGGCGGCACUCUCCGCCAACGUGUUCCAGACCGAUUGCAACAGCAGUCUGACCAGUUCCGUCGGCAGGGACGGCGAGCUGUACUUCGCCGUCUCGCCGGCUGUCCGACAAAGGAAACUCAUCCCGGUCCCGGCCACGACUUGGCGAUCGGGUGUCCUGGCCGGCUACGAGCCCAGCAUCGACGCUACGGCGGUCGCUCUCGGUGGCAGCGACAAGUUAGUUUCGACGAUCUUCGUGUUGCCGGGUCAGCAGGGCCACACAGCGCCCGGCGAUAACCUGGAUCGUCUCGAGCAGCGCCUCGUCAGAAGCGCGUUCCGCGACGGCGCCUGGAACAAGCUGCUCAAGGUUCUGAUAUCGAGACACGGUCUCGAGCUGCAGGUGCCCAAGUUCAGUCACAGGUCCGUGGUCAACGCGACUGCCGCCUUGAAGAGGAUGGGCCUCGACGAGCUCUUCUCGGGCAACGCCGACUUUAAGGGCAUAAAUGGCGUAGGUCACCGUCUUCACUUAGCCGACGUGUUACAGAUGAAUUUGUUCAGCACCUGUGGCGACGAGAAUAUUCUCAGCGGACGGCAUCACGUAGAAACGUAUCCCGCGAGUCCAUUAAGGAGAAAUGUCGGACGACGAAUGGAGGACGACAAUUCCGGCAACGUUACCGAGGAGGAUACGUCGAGAUACCGCGCGCUGUCGCAAGAGGACAAUGGGGAUUCUUACGCGGACCAAUCGCUCACGGAUCUGUACGGAUUCUACAGGGAGGAGAGGCAGCUCUCCGGAUCGUUGGAAAGACCGAGAUUGAAGCUCGACAGGCCCUUCUUAUACUUCGUCCGGCACAAUCCUUCCGGCAUAAUACUUCACAUGGGACGUUUCAAUCCGCGAUUACUGCCCUAAACGGAGGCCCAACUAUCUUCCAACCGAAUGCCAUUAAUUCGAUCCUGUUCCUUCUAUUCGACAUCCACAAAUUUUUGUACGACCGAGGAAAAUAACUGACUCUCGAGAUACAAUUGCUCAAACCACUCGUUCUCUAUUAGUCGGGAGAUCUAACGCGACAUUGCACGAUCUGUCGCGGCUCGCUCCUUUUAAACAACGAAGGUAGGACGUGUACUUGGUAUGUAGAAAAUUUGUAAACAAUUUUGCUUAGAGUUAUAUUUUACGUAUUAGUUUUUCCAUGGUCUUCACUUAGAGAUAAGAAAUUAGCGCGAUAUCUCGCGAUAUCGUUCGCGGCACGUUAAUAUAUGUCACAAACGGACCCACGCGACAUUGGCAUGGAUCUUAUCACUUUUAUGGUAUAUUUAGGGAGUGGUUAAACGCAUAAAAAUAACAGACUGAAGAACGGAAGAAAAAAGAAAGACGGUACGAAAGAGAAAGAUCUUAAUCGCGGUCCAAAUAAUCAUCAUCAAUUUAUUAUUAUUUAUAGAUGUCUUGUUUCAUGUACGAGCAAAAAUAUGACGAUUAGCGCGAUCGCCAGCGAAUAUUAAACGCAAACUUUUAUCGAGUAUCAAUACUCUAUUUGGACCCUGAUUGACAUUAUACGCAUUCUUUUUAAUACGAUCAAUUGUGAUAUGUAACUGAGCGUUGAAUUUUCUUUUUGUACAUUUCGUAGAAUUAAUCUGUUAGGAUUACGCGUUCAGUCCACACGCACGUUACAUUGUGUAUGAAAAAUAUUUCAAUGUAUCCUUUCUCAACGAAGACUUUUAAUGUCGAACGGAUGACGCGUUGAAUAAAAGCAACAUCUCUCGUUCGUUCUGUCGUUUUUAAAGGCAAACUUCCAAGCUGGCUCUUUGGGCAUUACCGUACUUGUGAACAUAAGAUAAGGAAACUGCGUUACGCUGAUAUCGCGCAACCUACCAUAAAUAAUAGUAUAUGCGAACUUCUUUCCCAAUACGGACAGCUCCGAAACACCGACCGACAUUCACUUAUCGGCAUUGUAAAAUAUCUCGCAAUGUAGAAUAUAUAAACAAAUAGCGAAAAUUACAUUGUACCUGCUGCUAUAAAUUUUAAUCGACACGAUCUUUGACGAAACGUAUGACCCGCAGACGCAUCACAAUUACGUCAUCAUAUGUGUAUCAUAUACACUACCGUUCAAAAGUUUGGAUGCACUACCUUCUUAAGAAAAACAACAAUCGUGCCAAUAAAAUUCUUUAAAUGAACUUUUUCCUUGGAAAAUGA
This is a messenger RNA of Temnothorax curvispinosus, 7548 nucleotides long. Its product is annotated as platelet binding protein GspB. NCBI's taxonomy places the organism in Eukaryota, Metazoa, Arthropoda, Insecta, Hymenoptera, Formicidae. Bases 769 to 6270 code for a protein of 1833 amino acids. The transcript has 4 exons. Gene Ontology annotation, molecular function: serine-type endopeptidase inhibitor activity. The record is from RefSeq and is a predicted model, not a curated record.